Molecule: messenger RNA, 912 nt
Organism: Parasteatoda tepidariorum (common house spider)
Lineage: Eukaryota; Metazoa; Arthropoda; Arachnida; Araneae; Theridiidae
Product: cAMP-dependent protein kinase inhibitor gamma
Biological process (GO): negative regulation of protein kinase activity
Molecular function (GO): cAMP-dependent protein kinase inhibitor activity
Source: RefSeq, a predicted model, not a curated record
AUCGCGUCAUCUAUUUUAUAUUUUCAGCUAUGGCAGGAAUCCAACUUCUUCGCGGACUCCUUCGUAUUUAACACAAUUUAUUUAUCUGAAUGUUACGCAUCUUGCAGCUACAAAUUACUCCAAGUAAUAACAUUUCAUUUUACAGUUUAGUUCAUUAUCUGAUUGAAUGGCCAUGGAAGUAGAAAGUGCAGCCACUUCCCCGGCUUUUGAUGAUUUCCUACAAACAGGACGAACGGGAAGAAGAAAUGCAAUGCCGGAUAUUCGAGCCGAAGGUGCCGCUGUCAGCACGGCAUCUUUGCCCGAUAGUUUACAAAAAUUAUCUUGUUCAGAUUUGCAAAUGGAUGGAAGUUGCGGCGGUGAAGGUUCUGGAUCAGGACAAAUAGCACAAGGUGGAGCUGCUAAUACAUAGCCUCUAAGUGUAGUUUUCUUUUUAAAUUGAACUUAAAUGUAAAAAAGAAAAAAAAGCUCAUGAAGACAGUGACUCAACCAUGUGAUUGUUUCACGUCAUUGAAUCACUAGUCGCUGUUGAUUCAGUUACAGAUAGAUGAGUGUUUAUUACAUGUAACUGGAAUGGAGAACUUAUUUUAUGAGAUGUUUUAAAAAUUCUUGAAUGUUGUAAAUUCGAGAAAGUGUUAAAACUACUUAAAACUUUUCAUCAUUCGAUUGGAUGUCUAUGGUGUCUGUGUACAUCUAGGUAUCAAUAUGUAUCACUUUGUUUCGGCUGUCAAAUGUGGAUGUUUUUCUGUUUGAGAUUUAUGGAGAUCUCUUUUGCAAUUAUGUGUUGUGAUAUUUUAAGUUUUUUUUUUUUCAUAGAUUUUAAGUUAUUGUAGCUUUUUACUGAAUGACUUCAUUUUUUUAGAAAGGACUUUUUACGUGUUUUUAAAAUAAUAAACUAUAACUAGCAAACCAAAA